Hermetia illucens (black soldier fly) is the source of this 5788-nucleotide messenger RNA. RefSeq names its product TBC1 domain family member 4 (gene plx). The transcript is spliced from 11 exons. The record is from RefSeq and is a predicted model, not a curated record. Lineage: Eukaryota; Metazoa; Arthropoda; Insecta; Diptera; Stratiomyidae. Bases 937 to 5175 code for a protein of 1412 amino acids.
CGGUUGUCAACGUUCAUUCCGUGGCGGCAUAGCCAAGACGGUAUGUCUGCUCUGCAUUCGAUCCGUAUUGACCGGGCGGACGAACUAGAACUUUGGGGGUAUCGUGCUUCGGCGUCGCGUUUCCGCGGAAAUAGUGUAUAAUUUGCAAUCUGCACAGAAGAUGGAUAUAAAGAUAGGAAUUUGGUCACUGGACCAGCCAACUGUCCUCGAGUGCAUCUUGGCGACCUUCGCAUUAUUUUUACGUUCGUAUCUAAAGUGCGAACUUUGAAGUGCAUUUCAAGAUUGUUUUGUUUACAAGUUUCGCAUUGCAGAGGUGCCCGCAGAGGGAAAUGUGUGCGCGAAAUUAAAGUGACGAAUUAGUUUAAGAUUGUGCGUAAAUUGAUUCUAUGACACCACCCACUCGGCCGAGUAGGACGCGCGAAAAAAUCUUGCUCAGUAUCUAUCGCGUUAUUGUAAAUUAAGUGCUGAAUUCGUUCAGCCGCCCUCGCUCUUUACGUUGCGCAUUCGACCCGCGAGCCAGACAUUCCGAAUUUUGUGCUCGAACCGUCCUACUUACAUGUCCUAAAUUACACAAAAAAACCCAAGUGAAGUUUAUCGAUUUUAUGUAAAUCCGAGAAUUUUCGCUAGCACGCUCCUGCAUGGGUCCUUGACACGCCACCUCCCUUGUGCCCGCAGGCCCUUGGCAACGGCCGCAGGACGUUUGAAAUUGGAAAAUCAAAAAGCGAAAUGCCUGCCUGAGCAGCAGUAACAACGUAAAAGGUAGACGACAGUCGGCAGUUGGAAGAAAUUUUCCCGUCAGCAUCGCACUCGUCACACGGCGCCGGACCGUGUUUUGAAUGUGAAAACAUGCAUUGAAUGGCAAUCGAUUGUCGCACCCGAGAAGAGUGGUUAAAAUUAGUGCGUGAGCAGUGAGUGAAUAAUUGUAAGAAAUCGGAAAUGAAGACCAGACUCGUUGCAUUGACAUGGCGGGGAUCAGCGUCAGUGGACCCUCGCUUCUCAGCGGCUAUGCUUCCAUGGACGAUCAACGAUAUCAGAACAAGAGAGUCCUUUCAAAAGCUCUCUGUGGGUAUUGAGAAUGGAUUACUGGAAGCUUACAAUGCGGAUUUCGAACUUCAAUUUUCUCACAACCUUCGUUACGUUGUUGGCAUGUGUCGAAUAAUUCAGCAUCGAAACGGAAAAGGAGGAUACGUCCAGUGCAAGGCUGGCAAUAGUACAAACAAUGGAAGCAAUGGCGUGAAAACGGUUGAUACUAAUUUCAUGGAAUUUCUGGGCCCCAUAACUGGAAUGGUUUAUCUGCUGAAGGAUCCAAAGGAUCCUUUGCUCCACAUCCAUCUGUACGAGUGCGAAUCGACUGAAGAGAUGACCGAAUUGAUGCAGCAAAUGCGCGAUCCAGUGCACACUUUAGGCGGAUCGGUGGGAAAUAUUCCACAAACGUUUGUCGCGUCCGAGAUUUCUUUGCAGAAACCAUUACGUGGUAAUGGGUUACAAACAACACCUGCCUCACACUUCAAAUUAUCGGAGUCUGUACGAAAUGCACAACAUGAUGCAAGUCCAAAUCUCGUAUCAUCCAAGAUGUCAUCGUCGAAAAGCUAUACACAUGGUUUAAGUAAUUCUGCAGGCACGGUUCAUAUUCCAGUGAGUACAUCAGCUUCUGCAAAAUUAUCCCUGCUCAGCGACAUCUCACCAAAUCAUUCACACUUCUUUGAAGUUAUGUACGUUGGAAAAAUCCGUGUAUCACAUAAAAGAGUUCCGUUCACAUUCAUUGACGACGCCUUACCCAGAUUCAAAGCGUAUGAUGCGCAAAGGUCACGAUUAUUGCAUGAUUCAGCUACUCGGGAAAGUGGUUCAUUUGAACAUCUUAGUAGUACGAAAGAGGAACCGGAAAGAAAAGAUGAGAAUGAAGAGGAUAAUUCUGCUACUAAUGAGGAAACAAACAGUGAAUUGAAAAUAGUAGAGAGUAAUGACAGCGAUACUAAAGCAGAAAAUACAUCAAAGGAACAAACAGACACUGAUGAUAAGGAAAAUCAAUCACCAAAGCGAUUGCUGCGAGGGCAAAGCCAAAUUGUACUUCCCGUGAAGCAAGAUGGAACUGUUCAGCCAGUGCCACCAACAACAAAAAUAAUAACAACACGACCAACAUCGCCGCCUAAAAUUAUAGAAGAGUCCAUCCCAAAGCAACGUGACCGUUCGGCUUCCAUUGGCUGCAUUCCCCAAGUUCAAGUAGAACAAAAUCGUACUAUGGUCUUUCUUGUUGGAAGAUCAGAUCUUCGCCUUAUAUCGCCAGACAGAAAACAAGUGUUAUUAUAUAAAGACUUCAAAGAUGUAGCAAGUUGCGUACAGGGUCAUAAAAAUGCAGAUCACUUUGGGAUUAUAUGUCGCGAAGCACACAACGACGGAUAUAUUGGCUAUGUAUUCAAAUGUCAAUCCGAUCAUGUAGCAGACGAUAUUGUAGCGGCUAUCUCGCAAGCCUUCGUCACAUGUUCUGAACAAAAGAACAAAGAAAAAGCACAGAUAUUCUCAUGUGAACAUUGUCCAAUGCUGUGGUAUCAUAAGUUAUGCGCUGAUAUAGAAGGACAUUCUGAAAAGAAAACUCAAAAUAUUAUAUUUCGACGAAUUGAAACAUUAUCAGAUGACGAGCAAGAUAUCAUCUGGGCAAAAUACUAUGGAUCAGAAAAGAUUAACAGUCAUAACUUAGGGGAACAAAAUCAGUUUUUAAUGAUGCUUUUACGAGCUCACUGUGAAUCGAGACAACAAAGACAUGUUCACGAUACGGCAGAAAACCGAUCGGAGUUUCUGAAUCAAUACCUUGGUGGUAGCACGAUAUUUAUGAAAGCUAAACGGUCCUUAACAAGCUCAUUCGAUCAUUUAUUAAAGCGAAAAGGUAGUAAGGAUGAUUGUACAGGUACGAUGCACAAUAUUCGUGAUUCUCACGUAAAACAAGCAGGGUCAGACGGAGGUUUUAGUAGUGGAGAAGGAUCAUCCGGUGAACAAACUGGGCGACCACGAUCAAACACUAUCGGUUCAAGCCCUAGUAAUAAACCAUCACCAGAACAAUUAAAAUCGCCAAUGAUGGAUAUAUUUAUGAAGGUAGGAAACAGCCCUAAAGAGAAUACAACCCCUCAAGGAUCCUGGCGUCAAGCGAUUCUCAACAGUGUCGUGACUCCAUCGAAAAAUGGAGAGGGCGUGACUGAGUCUGAUUUGCUGUCACCAAUGCGAUCAUUCAAUUCAAAAUACGGUCGAAGAACCAAAGAAGAAUUGCGUGAACUCUGGAGAACAGGAAUACGUCAAACAAUUCUACUUGCGCGAAUGGAAAAGGAGAACGCACGUCUGCAGGCCAGACAAAAUGAAAACGAGUUGAAGAAAAUUAAAUUGGAUUAUGAUGAAAUAAUUCCUUGUGAUAAGCAAGCUGUGGAACGCUGGGAAACGCUCAUUGAGCGAGAUUCCGCAAAGAUUGGAAAUAAGAAAGAUCCAAGAGUUCUAUUACAAGCUCUGAAAACGGGCGUCCCUCGUUCAAAACGAGGCGAAGUUUGGAGUUUUUUGGCUGAACAAUAUUCAAUGAACACGGCUCCCGUCGAUACCAAGAAAUUCCCUAACUACAAUACACCGUAUCAAAUUCUUUUGAAAAACUUAACGGAACACCAGCAUGCAAUCUUCAUUGACUUGGGGCGGACGUUUCCGAACCAUAAAUACUAUAAAGCGGCAUUGGGAGUUGGUCAACUCUCGCUUUUCAAUUUACUUAAAGCUUAUUCAAUUCUCGAUCCUGAGCUAGGAUAUUGUCAGGGCUUGGGCUUUAUUUGUGCUGUUCUAUUAUUACAUGCUGAAGAAGAGGAAGCGUUUAAUUUACUCAAGCAUCUGAUGUUCCGUCGUCAAAUGCGUACAAAAUAUUUGCCUGAUAUGAAAAAAUUUCAACUUCAAUUGUAUCAACUUUCACGACUUGUGAAAGAUCAUUUACCAGACUUGUAUUCAUGGUUGGAUCAGAAUGAUGUUUCACCAACCUUGUACGCUGCUCCAUGGAUAUUGACAGUGUUCAGUUCUCAGUUUCCGUUGGGAUUUGUAGCGCGUGUAUUUGAUAUGCUUUUUUUAGAGUCCUGCGAAGUAAUAUUCAAAGUGGCUCUGGCUAUAUUAACGGUUCACAAGGACGAGCUUUUGGCUAGAGACAAUUUUGAAGAUAUAAUGGACUAUCUGAAGACGAUUGUACCAAAAAUUGAUUCGCAACACAUGGAAAAGACUAUGAAGUUGGCAUUGAAUCUGGAGAUUACAAAACAUCUAGCAGAAUAUCAAGUCGAAUACAAUGUUCUCCAAGAAGAAAUCUCAACUGCUAAUCACCAUUUAGAAGCACUGAAUAAGGAACGAAUUCACAACCAACAUCUAGAAACGGAACUUCAAUUUGCUCAGUCUAGUAUAGCCCAAUUGGAGAAAACGCGAAGCUCGCAACAAACACAAAUCACAACGCUCCAAUCACAAGUACAAAGUCUUGAAAUCACUAUACAAACUCUGGGCCGCUACAUAUCGCAAUUGGUUGAUCGUAACCAUAACUUGGAACUGCCAGCGGAUAUACGACGCAUAAUUCAACAAGUAGAAAACCUAGAAAUUCAGCGCAGGAAACCAAUAUUCGUAGAACGGAAAAUUGGCAAAUCAGUAUCGGUUAAUUCGCAAAUGGGCUUCCCACUUAAGGUUUUAGAAGAGUUAGCUGAGAAAGAAGGCGAGGGGUCACCAGUAAAAAAGAAGAACUCUUAUUUUGAACAUACUUUCGAACAGCUUCGACAACAAAAAAGUGGUCCAAAUCGGCCCAAUCAGUUAGGACAUCUUGGGGAAUCUAUGGAAAAAGAUGUUGUUAUAAAACGAGAGGAAAUCAAAUUGCCAGAACAUGUUGAAAAGAUGAUUAAUAACAUGAAAAGUCCUUCGGAUGUUGAUAGUGGUAUUGGAACUCCCGUUAGUCCACCAGAAAAGCGAAAGCCUAUUGAUGAAAACUUAUCACCCAAAGUAAUCGAAUUGCCUUCACAAAAGCUAGAAGAUAUGCACCCGCUCAGCAUGUGCGGCGAUGUGAAUGUUCGUUUUCAUGGAACGACUCAGCUGAAAACCAUUCGUCCGGUUCACUCACGGCCAGCGACCAUUUCAUCGCGCACAUCGAGUGUUGAAGACAGCGAACCGCCAGCGAAGACUGGACGAAGCUAACCCCUUUGAUUUAUUAUGAAAUUCAUCCGGGAAGUAUUCUGAUUUCACCCUUACUUAAAUUUUCACUCACGCUAGAAUUGUGUAGGAACAAUUCUAAGAAACUUCGCAACACCGCUAUUUCAUGUGGCUGGUGGACACAAUUUAUUGACAUAGUGCAAACGAAUUGUAUUUGUAUUAUACUCGAAAGUUGGAGGACUCUUAUUAUCGAAUAUUGACUAGUUCACAGUUACGCUUUGUAUGAAAUUUCAUGCAAGACCGGAAUAGAAGUAGGACCAUGCGCGCUUGCAGAAAUUCCAUGGUGACAGUAAAUCGCAAGAAAUUUCGUUGCUUAUUAUAUAUUUUUAAGACAUAUUAUAUAAGAGUAAAGAAUAAGACAGAAAGUAUUUUAGUGUAGUAAAUGAAUAAUAUGUGAAUAAGCCGAUUCGAAAGUUAUUUUUUAGCAUCGCAAUGUUCGAGACAGCCUUAUGCUGGGGUCUUACCACAAUAAUGGAUCAUUUCUCAGAUAUUCAUUGGUCAGGAUUAAUUUGACAUAAAAUGGAGAAAAAAUUAAUGUUAAAAUUUCUCGUUGGCUCAUUUUUUGUUACGAAACAUGGUUUUUUGCUUUUUUAACAUA